AUGGCUGGUGAUUCUAGGAAUGCUAUGAACAAAGACAUGGAGAUAGGAGUCACUUUCCAGGACCACAAGAAGAUUCCCAAGCAGGCACGGGAUUACAUUCCUAUUGCCACAGACCGCACACGCCUGCUGGCAGAAGGCAAGAAGCCACGUCAGCGCUACAUGGAGAAGAGUGGCAAGUGCAAUGUGCAUCAUGGCAAUGUUCAGGAAACCUAUCGCUACCUAAGUGACCUCUUCACCACCCUGGUGGACCUCAAAUGGCGCUUCAACCUUCUGGUCUUCACCAUGGUCUACACUAUCACAUGGCUGUUCUUUGGCUUCAUUUGGUGGCUCAUCGCUUAUGUCCGAGGUGAUCUGGACCAUGUGGGUGACCAAGAGUGGAUUCCUUGUGUUGAAAACCUCAGUGGCUUUGUGUCUGCUUUCCUGUUCUCCAUCGAGACAGAAACAACCAUUGGGUAUGGCUUCAGAGUCAUCACUGAAAAGUGCCCGGAGGGGAUCAUACUCCUUCUGGUGCAGGCCAUUCUGGGCUCUAUCGUCAAUGCCUUCAUGGUGGGUUGCAUGUUUGUGAAGAUCAGCCAGCCAAAGAAGAGAGCAGAGACCCUCAUGUUUUCCAACAAUGCUGUCAUCUCCAUGCGGGAUGAGAAGCUGUGCCUCAUGUUCCGGGUAGGGGACCUCCGAAACUCCCACAUUGUAGAGGCCUCCAUCCGUGCCAAGCUUAUCAAAUCCCGGCAGACCAAAGAAGGGGAAUUCAUCCCCUUGAACCAGACGGACAUUAAUGUGGGCUUUGACACUGGUGAUGAUCGUCUCUUCCUGGUGUCCCCACUCAUCAUCUCCCACGAGAUCAAUGAGAAGAGCCCUUUCUGGGAGAUGUCACGUGCUCAGCUGGAACAGGAAGAGUUUGAAGUCGUGGUCAUCUUAGAAGGAAUGGUAGAAGCAACAGGCAUGACUUGCCAAGCACGAAGCUCGUACAUGGAUACAGAGGUGCUCUGGGGUCACCGGUUCACACCAGUUCUCACCUUGGAAAAAGGCUUUUAUGAAGUGGACUAUAACACCUUCCAUGACACCUAUGAGACCAACACCCCCAGCUGCUGUGCCAAGGAGCUGGCAGAAAUGAAGCGGAAUGGCCGGCUCCUCCAGUACCUUCCUAGCCCUCCCUUGCUUGGGGGGUGUGCUGAGGCUGGGAGAGAUGCUGAGGCUGAGCAGGAUGAAGAGGAUGAACCUAAUGGACUGAGUGUAUCCCAGGCAACCAGGGGCUCAAUGUGAAGUCUGUGCUCUACCCAGAGCCUCUUCUUGCCAGACACCAAGGAGCCUGGGAGGCCAGAGAGGCCAAUUAGUUAAGCAAGCUUAGUGUGGCCCCAGGAGCACGGGAGCUCUAUGGAGAGGAACAGUGUAUUGAGCCCUCACAUCGC
This is a messenger RNA of Cricetulus griseus (Chinese hamster), 1406 nucleotides long. NCBI's taxonomy places the organism in Eukaryota, Metazoa, Chordata, Mammalia, Rodentia, Cricetidae. The record is from RefSeq and is a predicted model, not a curated record.